Rasamsonia emersonii CBS 393.64 is the source of this 624-nucleotide messenger RNA. RefSeq lists its product as uncharacterized. The transcript has 7 exons. Bases 1 to 624 code for a protein of 207 amino acids. Lineage: Eukaryota; Fungi; Ascomycota; Eurotiomycetes; Eurotiales; Trichocomaceae. The record is from RefSeq and is a predicted model, not a curated record.
AUGGUGUCUUGCCGGUCGUUGGAUAUCAUUCGCGGGGUUCUGCCAUGCGCAAUUCCCGAGACUGAGAUCCGUGUCCACCCAUUGCCAGCCAGUAGCAGACAUCGAAAUGAAGAGGAUUGGCGCCCGCCCCUCGCCAGCACUCAGCCAGCUGAGACAAAGGAACCAUUCAUUGCGAAGCAUGACAUCAGUCGUUUCUCUGUGGCUGAAUUGGACGCUGUUAACGAACGAGGAGCUGCCAAGUAUGUACGGCGUUCUCCGGAUGUCCGUGUGUCUGGAAAAUUGGUCAAACCAAACGAGUGUCUUCUCUUGCUUCAGGCCCAAGCGUUUGUAUUAUCUAUUUGUCUAUUAGGUGCACAGACGCAGAUCAGCAAGAUUUGCUAUACAGACCUAAUAGAGAAAUUGAGGAAUACAGCAUUAUCGCUAGAUACCACAGACUGUACAGUCAAACUCGAUAAGAUACAAAUGUACAGUACACGUGUAUAUACUCGUGAAUGGGUAAUAAUGACUCGAAGAUACCUAGGUAGCAUCACAUCACAUGCCAACCGUCGGGCAACUUCUCUCACUACUUUCUCCAGAUUUAAUAUUUAUCACUUAGCAUGGGCCUCCAGGGUUAGUAAAGAUUAA